Molecule: messenger RNA, 315 nt
Organism: Pseudogymnoascus destructans
Lineage: Eukaryota; Fungi; Ascomycota; Leotiomycetes; Thelebolales; Thelebolaceae
Exons: 1
Coding region: 1-315 (104 amino acids)
Source: RefSeq, a predicted model, not a curated record
AUGGCGGAAUUGGAGGUGAAGGUGCCUAUUGAAGCAGGCGAUGGAGGGAUCAAGAAAAUUAGGAGCUUCCUCGCAGAGUGGGCAGCAGGAAGACGUUCGAAGGCACAGAAUGGACCCGUCACCGCAUCUUCCCAGCUGGAUUGGCCGGACUAUCCACCUCAGACCCCAGUUCCUUUCGUGUUGUACCCUGAUUCUGAUGACGAGAGUAGCCGCAAGGCGAUUUACCAUGUCGGGGGGCACAGAUAUGUAAAAAAUGCCAUAGAUGCGGUGGGAAAGGCCCCGAUGAAAUCUUUGUUGGCCAACAAUGAAAACUAG